This is a messenger RNA of Ectocarpus sp. CCAP 1310/34, 1707 nucleotides long. The record is from the annotation of a GenBank genome assembly. NCBI's taxonomy places the organism in Eukaryota, Phaeophyceae, Ectocarpales, Ectocarpaceae.
AUGACUCGUGACGUUUUCGCCUUUCAGGUGGAGGUCUUUUCCAAAGUAAUGGGGAGGACGGGAUCGCGGCCCACCAUACACUCCAUCCUACAUGCGGUAGAGGCGAUUCGAAUAUGUCCGGACGCCAGCACGGGUGAACACACCCACCAGGUGAACAAGUCUGGAAGGGGUGUGGACUGCGGUAGGAGCCCUUCACUGCACAUGGCUAAGCGGGCGAACGUCAACAGCGCAUUCUUGGCGUUAUCCAACGGGCUGCCGUACAGAGUCACUAAGUACAACCGACAGACAAAAAUGCACGAGAUCGUCACCGUUCGACCUGGUGAUGGCUGUGUCCGGCUCAUGCAGUCGCUGGCGAGCUUCCUCGGCCAUGACCGCGUGCCCACAGACAUUCACGCCGAGGCGGUUCAGACGCCAGCACAGCUUAGCGGACAGUACCCGGGAUCUGCGGUUUGGACCGCUUCUCUGUUCAACAACGGGGACGAGCAGCAGCUAGAUGGCGACUGGCGUCCUCGCCUGGUGUCCAGCAAGUUCCGCCCAGACGAACAGACCUUACUGCGCGCAUACCAGACGUACUACGGAUGCGGCAUGGCGGGUCCGUGCUCAAGCAGCCGCUGCCCGAAUUGCUGGGACGGAGACACCCUUCAACAAGCUUCCAUCGACUGCUCCCGGUACAUCCGGGCACCCAUGGUAGCAAGUUGUGGCCUUGGUCGCUUGAAGGGCGGCGAUGUGAAGUCGGCGGCGCAGGCUGGGCCGCGUGACGAGUGGGCUCUCGGGAGUGGCGGAGGGGACAACGUAGAGGUGUACAAGCAACUUCCCCCGAUGCCCGCGGCGGGCCGUGCGGAUCCUACAGAUCUAACCCUGGUGAAGGUUCUGUACUUCUUCCGGCACAAGGCCAAUCGGCCUUUGAUGGGUGGGAACCCACCACCGCUCACGUGGUGGGUGCUCGGUUACGAGUACACUGGGGUUGCUCACGCCAACGACCGCGUCCCCGAUUCUAUCACCGGGCAUCCGACGCUGAACCUUCGAGCCCGCGGCCGUCCGGCGGUGUACCCUGUAUCUGCCAUCUAUCGGCAGGUGCAUCUCUACCACGCAUGCUCGCUGAGCGGCGAAGGUGAAACUGGCAGCUCUCACGUUUGUGGGGUAGUGACGGGCGGGGAAGGGUCGGGUCGUGGGGCUGGUGCUUGGCGCCACAGAUUCCGCCAGGCUACGCCGGGUACCACCGGGUAUGACAAGUACCUUUUGAAUGAGUGUCAUCACUCCAUCAACCAAGACACUUUCGUCUGAGCACGUCGGGCGUGUCAGAGCCGAGAGAGGUGGCGGUGAGGUCCGGGCGGGCGGAACAGGGUGAUGGCUACAGCGGUAGGGCGAUAGGCCGGCUCACGGACAUCACGCGAUGGACGGGCUGCAGCCUGGAGGGGUAUAAAACAGCCACCCCGAUAUCAUGAAACAUUGACUAAAUUAUACGUGUACGAUGUAAUGCGCCUACUUUCGUCCUCUGUUGGAGAGUCAAUACUUCAACAUGACAGGAGAAUAGUGGGGAUGAUUGCCGACGGAUACGCACAUGCGCGGGCAGGGUGUGACUUGUUGCUUUUUUCUCCAAAAGCAAGGACAGAUUUAGUACUGCUGUUUGAUUUAGUCAACUCCGUAUAAUAGGCAACUAAUUAUACUUCGCCGGCCGCGGUGUUGCCUCUUUAUUGUGUGUGCUCU